Molecule: messenger RNA, 942 nt
Organism: Danaus chrysippus (African queen)
Lineage: Eukaryota; Metazoa; Arthropoda; Insecta; Lepidoptera; Nymphalidae
Source: the annotation of a GenBank genome assembly
AUGUACGCUAAGCUGAUCAUCGCUCUUUGCGCCAUCGGUGUCGCUCACGGUAGUGGACUUCUCGCCGCGGCCCCGGUAGCAUACAGCAGCCAUGCCGUCGCUCCCGCCGUCUCCUCAGUCUCUUACUCCACACACACGUCGCACGCUGCUCCAGCAGUAGCUGUACACGCUGCCCCAGCUGUAGCAGUCCAUGCCGCCCCAGCUGUAGCCGUAUCUCGGACUAUUGCUCCAGCAGCGACUUCUUACUCUUCAUACUCUAGCCACACUGCUCAUGCCGCUCCCGUUGCCACCUAUGCCGCCGCUCCUGCAGUAGCCGUACAUGCCGCCCCCGCUGUAGCCGUUUCUCGGACUAUUGCUCCAGCAGCGACCUCAUACUCCUCUUACUCAAGCCAAACUUCCCACGGAGCACCCGCAGUAGCUGCCUACGCUGCCGCUCCCGCUAUCGCUACUUACGCCGCUGCCGCGCCCGCCGUAGCUGUACACGCUGCCCCUGCCGUCGCUGUAUCUAGGACUAUUGCUCCUGCUGCUACCUCAUACUCCUCUUACUCCAGCCAAACUUCCCACGGAGCACCCGCAGUAGCUGCGUACGCUGCCGCUCCAGCUGUUUCCUACGCGCGGUCAUAUGCUACCCCCGCCAUCUCGGCCUAUGCUGCUCCCGCCAUAGCCUCUUACUCCAGGUCCUACGCCGUCCCCGCCGUAGCCUCUUACUCAAGGUCAUACGCCGUCCCCGCCGUAGCCUCUUACUCCCGGACCUAUGCUGCUCCUGCUUUAGCGUCUUACUCUCGGAUUCAAGCUGCUCCUGCUAUCGCGGCAUACGCUGCUCCUGCCUACUCUACAUACGCAGCUGCCGCCCCCGUCCUUCGUUCCGCCAUCUCUUACUCCUCGGCUCCCGCUGUAUCUCACAUCUCUUACAACGCCCACGGUGCUAACUACGCCUGGUAA